Cutaneotrichosporon cavernicola is the source of this 951-nucleotide messenger RNA. RefSeq lists its product as uncharacterized. Lineage: Eukaryota; Fungi; Basidiomycota; Tremellomycetes; Trichosporonales; Trichosporonaceae. The coding region runs from base 1 to 951 and encodes 316 amino acids. The record is from RefSeq and is a predicted model, not a curated record. The transcript is spliced from 3 exons.
AUGACAGUUACUCGCCUCCCGCCUGCCGCAAAGCUUAGCCUGAUGGACAGGAAGAAUGUCCGUGACUCGUUUGACUCUAUCAAGCCAGAGCUCGAGAAGGAGAUUUCCGACAUGCUCGGCACUGCGUGGACGAUCGAGGUCGACCCCAAGGACAUCGUCCCCUAUCUCACCAAUGACACCCAGGGCAGGGCUGGCGAUGUGAUCCGCGAAUACAUGAACGGUGCCGUCUGGGGUCUUAAGAACUUUAUUUCAAACAACAAGGAUAACGGCAAGAACGAGUUGAACACUGCCGCUCCCAAGCACAUUCUCAGCUUUGACAUGGACGAGGCCGGCAAGUACGAGUACUGCGGCCCUAUGAUCAAGGACGGCGUGCUGUACGUUGUCUUCAACCCCAACAACUUUUUCUGCAACGUCGACAGCGGCCUCGAAGAAAGCAAGUUGCUCGAGGUCAUGUCCGCCUCUCCGGCCGCCAAAGCCGAGGUUCUGUCCCCGACCGCCAAGCUUAGCAUCGCCAAAAGGUACGACCCCAAGUCUGAAGGACUGCGCAAGCAAAUCGCCGACGCCCUCAACAUGCCUGACAUCAAGCUCGUCCCCAACUUUGAACACAACUACACCAAGCUCAAGGCGGCCCAGGAGGCUGGUGUCGACAUCCGCAAGGAUUGGGAGGAGGCGCUGGCCCGCGCAGCCAUCGAUUACUUUGACGAGCUUCGGUUCUCGCUCAAUAGCCACAAGUUCCCAAAGGACGAUCUCCUGCAGGAAGCGUUCGCCGAGGUCGUCACCGAGAAGGAAAUCGUGCUCCGCGCUAUCGACGAGCUCAAGCACGGCGGGAAGCGGAGUGAGAGCUGCUUCGAGAACGGCCGCCUCUACAUCGAUUUUACGCCCAAGACAUUCUGGGUGAACGCGGGUGGGGCGGGACAAAUGAUUGUUGACCGGCUCAACGAGGUCGCCUAA